Messenger RNA from Myxozyma melibiosi, 1212 nucleotides. RefSeq lists its product as uncharacterized. NCBI's taxonomy places the organism in Eukaryota, Fungi, Ascomycota, Lipomycetes, Lipomycetales, Lipomycetaceae. The coding region runs from base 297 to 1022 and encodes 241 amino acids. The transcript has a single exon. The record is from RefSeq and is a predicted model, not a curated record.
CACAGGUCACCGCCACAAUGCGCCACCCUCAAACUUUAAUCUUUGCUCUUCUUCCUUUCCUCUCUUCCUCAUCUUCUUCCUCUCUUCUUCCUCAUCUACCUCUUCCUCAUAUAUCUCUUCUUCCUCCUCCUCCUCCUCCUCCUGAAGAUCUCUCUCUAUCUCAUCAUGAUAUCCGCAGCCAGAAAAAACCUCAUCUUCCUCACCACCGCGGCCGUACGUCUUCUCUCCCUCCACUUCCUCUGAUGUCAUGCUGACUCCCCCAGACCGCCUGCCUCAUCCUCACCCUCCUCGGUGUCAUGCAGCUCACAAAGGUGGCCCACUUCCACCUCCCGCUCUCUGCCUUCUACCCCGUCAUGGCCAUGAUCCUCCCGACCACCACCCUCUUCCUCCUCGUUCUCCCCGUCGCAAGCAAACGCGUCUUCGCCGAGCAGCGCAUGAUCUACCCAGCCACCCUCAUCCUCCUCAUCGUCCUCAGCACCCUCUUCAUCGCCCUCCUCACCCCCUACCUCACCUCCCUCAGCACCUGCGUCCACGAAACCGCCUGGAAAGCCCUUUUUGAAGCACACGACCCUCGCAUCGAGAAAAUCGAAACUUCGCUAAAGUGCUGCGGCUUCGCCUCCCUCUACGACCGCGCCUUCCCCUUCCCCUCCACCGACGACCUCGCAAACGCCUGCGUGCUCAAGUACCACUACACCGAGACCUGCGGCCGGCAGUGGGAGCACGAGUCCUCUGUUGCGGCAGAGUGGUGCGUCACCGUCUUCGCCUUUGUCCUCGUCGGCGCGAUCGCAUGCUUGGCGCACACCGUGCUCGUCUACAAAAAGCGCGCACUCGAGAACGCGGCGUCGGCGUCCAAGACGCACGCGCCGUCGAGUUCGCACCACCCGGUCGGAGUUGGUAGCUACUCUAGCUUUGGCGAGUUUGGCGCGGGAAACGCUUCGGCGUCGUUGUCGGAGCAGACUGGGUUGUUGGAAGAGCAGACGGGUGCUGGCAGGAGUAAGGCGAAUGAUCCUUUGACCAACUGAUUUAUCAGUUAAUGCCAGUCUGAUGCACCUCUCUUGAUGACUCUGGCUGGAUUUUGAUAACUCAUACGAUAUCACAUUUAUGUUUGGAGUAAAGGUUUCUAUCAUGUUUCUAUUUUGUCAAGCCCACGUGAGCGGGCUCUGGGUCUACUUUAUAACGGUAUAUAACGAAUUCAUACAUUUGUAAACUCAU